UUUCUCCUUUAAACACCAAUACCUUUCUCUCAGUUACUCCACCUCCUCCACUUUCUCUAUUCUCUAAAUUUCCUCUCUGAUAUUCUCAGCUAAAUUUUCUUCAAACAAUGGUGAGAGAUGAUUUGUACAUAACUGUGCCCAGUUUGUUCCGCUGUCCGAUCUCCCUCGACGUAAUGAAAUCACCCGUCAGUUUGUCCACCGGAGUCACCUACGACCGCGUCAGCAUCCAACGUUGGCUUGAUCAAGGCAAUAACACCUGUCCGGCCACCAUGCAGAUCCUUCAGACCAAAGACUUUGUUCCCAACUGCACCUUACAACGGCUCAUCCAGAUCUGGUCUGACUCAGCCGAACGACACCAGACUCACCAUCCCCGAGUUGACUCGGUAGCGGUGCCUUCACAGGAUGAAAUCAAGUGCAUGGUUAAAGAAAUUGAGUACUCAAAGGAUCGGAGUUUUUUUAAAGAAUUGGAGAAAAUUAUGUGUUUUGCUGAAGAAUCCGACGAGAACCGGAGUUUUUUAGCGAAAUUGGACGGGUUUGUGGAAAUGCUUGUUGAUUUUAUGGGUGAUAGUAAGGAGAUUGAUUUUGUUGAGCAAGUAAUUAGGGUUUUAGAUUUGAUUUUGAUGCACAUUACCCAGCAUCAUCAGUUAAUGUCGAAGAAAAAACAUCUUGAUUCUCUGGUUUUAAUUCUCCGGAGAGGAAAAAGCAUUCAAUCAAGAAUCGGGUCGGUGAGAAUUGUCGAAUCGAUAGCGAAUAAUGCGGAAUCGAAGUUGAUAAUAGGCGAAAACGAUGAUUUAUUAUUAGAAUUGGUAAAAUCAACUGGUUUAAAAAACGAUCCAACCUUGAUUGAAGCGAGUUUAUCAUGUUUAAUUUCGAUUUCAAAGGCGAAAAGAGUAAAAUCGAAACUAGUAAAUCUCAAAACCAUUCCCGAACUAAGAAAAAUAAUAACAGCAGAGGUUUCGGAUACGAAUUUGGUUUUAAAUUCGACGACAGAGAAGGCGUUGAAGCUCAUCGAAACGCUGGUGUCUUGCAAAGAAGGGCGGGCGGAGAUGUGCAACGACGUAGCGUGCAUAGAGGCCGUGGUGCAGAAGUUGUUUAAGGUGUCGAGUAAAGCAACGGAGCACGCGGUGACGAUACUGUGGAGUUUGUGUUAUUUGUUUCGGGACGGGAAGGCGAGAGAGGCGGUGAUGAAGAGCAACGGAUUAACGAAGAUUUUGCUAUUGAUGCAAAGUAAUUGCUCGCCUGCUGUUAGGCAAAUGGCGACUGAUUUGUUGAAGAUUUUCAGGGUGAAUUCUAAGUGUUGUCUUUCUAGUUAUGAUACUAAGACUACCCAUAUUAUGCCUUUUUGAUUAACUUUUCUCUGUUAUUUUUGAUGUAAAAUUUGCAGAGAGAGUUGAUUUCUAUAUAGAGAAUCUGAUUGUAAAUUCAAAGGGAAAAGAAAUUUUGUUAGUUAAUACAAAGUGGCAGUUAUAAUUCAUUUGAUUUUGAAUACAAACAUUUGGUUUCUUGUA
This is a messenger RNA of Mercurialis annua (annual mercury), 1508 nucleotides long. Its product is annotated as U-box domain-containing protein 27-like. The record is from RefSeq and is a predicted model, not a curated record. Bases 108 to 1346 code for a protein of 412 amino acids. Lineage: Eukaryota; Viridiplantae; Streptophyta; Magnoliopsida; Malpighiales; Euphorbiaceae. Gene Ontology annotation, molecular function: ubiquitin protein ligase activity. Gene Ontology annotation, biological process: protein ubiquitination. The transcript has a single exon.